This is a messenger RNA of Rubroshorea leprosula, 796 nucleotides long. The record is from the annotation of a GenBank genome assembly. Lineage: Eukaryota; Viridiplantae; Streptophyta; Magnoliopsida; Malvales; Dipterocarpaceae.
GUCAACAAUUAGUAAAGCUAACAAACACUUAGCAUGUUACUACACAUCGGUUAGAGUAGGAAUAAAAUACUAGAAAAAGCUAACAAAAUAUGCUAUUACAUGUAGGCAGAUGUUUUCCAUUUGUCCGUUUGGCACUAAAUUCUGGGAAAAGUUCAAACUUAAGCGACUCAAAUAGACAAAUAGCCUGGAACUCCGGAUACUAAACUUUUAAGGUGCAGGAAACCUGCUCCACGGUUGACUGCAACACCAAAGUAGAGCUUUCAUCUCCAUAACGGCUCUCCAAUUCAAGCAAUUGCAUACCAUCAUUUAAUUCCAAGAAGCUUUUGUAACUCCUACAGAGAGAUCCCACAGCCAGGAAACUCUUAUACAAUGAAAUGACCAGGACAGAAGAUAGGUGCACUGCAGCAGAAGAGGAAAAACCGGGAGAAGUCUCAUGGAAAUGCAAAGGUCUUCCCCACAGAAGCAAGCAGGGGUCGAGGUCACAAGAAGUAAAAGUUUGAAGGGAAAGUGGGCAAAACUAUACAUUAUCCGCCGUUGUGUCUUCAUGCUGAUUUGUUGGAGGGAGCAUAGAGAUAAAGCGAACAGGUAAAGUUAAACAUACAUACUACUAACUAUUCUAGGCAUGAGAUGAUUAUGAACUGCAAUGGCUGCUAAUGUCCGUAGAAAUUAUGGAGUAUGUAAGCAGCAAGAGAUGAGUAAACUUGCAGUAGACUUCUAAAGAUAAUGCAUUUUAUAGUCUUGCUUUCCCUCUCCUUUCUCUCCUUUUCCCUUCUAUCUAUAAAUUCAGGUUUCUGUA